Cryptococcus deneoformans JEC21 is the source of this 4077-nucleotide messenger RNA. RefSeq lists its product as hypothetical. Gene Ontology annotation, cellular component: plasma membrane; cytoplasm. The record is from RefSeq and is a predicted model, not a curated record. The transcript is spliced from 9 exons. NCBI's taxonomy places the organism in Eukaryota, Fungi, Basidiomycota, Tremellomycetes, Tremellales, Cryptococcaceae. The coding region runs from base 82 to 3933 and encodes 1283 amino acids. Gene Ontology annotation, biological process: establishment of cell polarity; regulation of protein secretion; regulation of exocytosis. Gene Ontology annotation, molecular function: GTPase activator activity; syntaxin binding; myosin II binding.
UCUCUUGCAUUCAAGGUAUCUUCGUUCGUCUUCUCUUACAUCUUCGCAUCUUUAUUGAAUGCCUGGGAGCUAGGCUUCAACAUGUUUAAGAACAAAGGUCCAUCUUUAUCUCCAGAUACCGACUACACAAGGAAUCUUCGCGAGACUACUUUUUACAGAUAUGGCCAGCUUCGCUCCCUCGGUUUCACUGGAGAGGUGACUGCGCUUGCAGUUGACCCUGUACUCUCUCUCUUCGCCAUAGGCACUUCUAACGGUAUGGUCCACUGCUAUGGAGCUCCCCCUUUUCAGUUCACUCUUCCGGUUUCACCAAUCUCGUCUUCCGGUCCCGCACAUGUUAUCAAAUUCCUCCUGUUCCAUCCAGGUCAUAACAGGAUUAUCGCUAUUGAUGAUGGCAACACAAUCCACACCUAUACGCUCGAGCACAUGACGGAUCAUCCGAACCCUUCUCUACAUCCGCCGCUUCCCAUGAAGGAGAUCGCGUAUACUCUAUGGGGUACUGUGACUAGUGUAGAGCAACCAUUGCCUUGUCAUACCCAUUUGUUCUUGACCGUGAGAGACGGAACGACUUUGACUUGGGAUUUGAGCAGGAGGGGUUUGGGUAACUGGAAGAUUGGGAAUUGCUGGCAGGAUUAUGAGGAUAGAAUGAUAAGGAGUGGUGUACCUGGAAGAGAAAAGACCCUUGGAGGGCCAAUGGCAACUUGCUUAGCUAUGAAUCCUCGGGAUCUCAACAUCAUGCUGAUAGGAUACGAAGGAGGCGUCGUUGCAUGGGAUAUGCAGAGGAACAUGGUCGUCAAGACGUUCGAAAUGAUUCUCCCACCUGGUGCUCCAGGAGGCGGCUCCUAUCAGGAUGCUGACGGAUCCCUCUGGACAGAACGCGCACCAUCAGUCACCUUCAUAACCUGGCGUCCCGAUGGUCUUGUUUUUGCUGUUGGUCAUGUGGAUGGGUGCAUUGCGUUUUGGGCGUUCUCCGAGUCUGACAAGCCGUUGAUGGUGCGCACAAUCACGCACGAGGAUGUCAAUGUUGCCGAUGCCGAAAGUCUGUUGGAAUCUGGUGCUUUGCCUAGUAAGGAUAAAAAGGUGGAAAGGGAUCAGAAUGGGAAUGCGAUUGUCUCUGCUGUGUCGGCGAAUAGGGAACCAAUCUACAAGAUGGUAUGGGCGAGCUUUCCCGAUCAGGCCAGCUUGAAAGCUCUUAUAUCUGCUCAGGGAACUCCACAGGCAAGAGAACCGUUGACCAAUGCCACAGUGGAGCUUGCGGAGCGGGGUGAAACGCUUUUGUUGAUUUUGGGUGGACAGAGUCCUGGGGACAAGCCAGGGAUCAACAUUUUGCAAUUCCCUGCCUAUAAACCUCCUAUCAACGCCAGUUCCAAAUCCCCUUCGGAAAGCAUGCCUCUUCAGGAACGUUACGCUUUCCGUGACUCUCUUUUACCUACUGGUAGCUUCAACUGGCUUACUCGGACCCCCCCUGAAGACUUCAUCCUCAUCCCUCGAAGUAACCCUUACUUCAAUCUCUCACAUGACCCCAUCAGCAUCGUCAUCUCUCUCGCUCCUGAUCCCUCAAUUCCCGAGAUCAAGCAACCUUACGCGACACGUAGUCUUGAAGCGUGGGUAUUUCCACCACCGCGGUCUGAUGUUGCACCACCCUCGUCCGGAAGGAAGAACUACAUCCAGCCAGGAGCGGGCGAAAAAAUCGUUGCAAUGACACCAGCACCCAUCACACCCCCUGCACCUAUGUCACCCCGUGCUGGUGGCGGCUGGCGGCUACCAUGGUCCAUCCGCACACCCUCACCAGCGCUUAGUAUCCCCCCCGCAGCAUCGCCUGACACGCCUGUCAGUGAUAUCAGUGGUCUCAGCGGUAUCACGACUAACUUUCAACGAUCUGCGAAGAUGCGAAAGCAGCUUUCGUUCCCUUCUACCGUUUGGUCUGGCGCCCUCUCUGUCCUAGGCACCGAGCUGUAUGCGCUGAGCACUCCAGUGUUUAAACGACUCAUAAGCUGGACAAUCGAACAUGCCGGCGAGGAGGAAAUGCCGAGAUUGCCAUUGCGAGGUGGUCUAGCAGUUCCAGAUCUCCAAUCGCAUGGGGCGCCAGAAGUCAUGGUCGCCAAAAUGGAAAGCUAUCGUAUCCUCGUCACUUAUCACGCAGAUGGUACGGUAAGGUUCUGGGACGCUUCUCCACAUAUUCUCAUCUUACCGACGCCCCUCCGAUUUGAGUUCCCCAAUCCUCUCCCUCACUUGACCAUCAACACCGGUAAUUACCUGAAACAUCCAGACGUCUCCCAUCUCCCUCUCGCUCAGUUGUGGUUGAACGAUAGAUCUAAGGUCAGGAUCAAAUCAGUACACCUCGCAAGAGAGGCUUUGGAAUGUGUAAUUACAUUUACGACAGGCGAAGUCCUCGUGACAAAGUUCCAGAAGGCCAAGACAUCGACGGAUGACGAUAGAUAUCAGGAGAUAUUGAAUAGGGGAGGGGAUCAGGUUGGGGAAGAGACUGAGGGAAGUUAUUUUCCGCCACAGCCAAGGCAACAAGGGAAGAGCGAGUGGGUAGAGGAAGUAUUGGAGAUUGGACAUUUGGCAAAGCCCAACACAGAUGGAUUCAAGCCUGUAGCCAUUUUCACAACGAAGCAGGGAGAGCCUAUUUCUUGCGCAGUAUCUGACAUUGGUUUCAUCGCUGUCGCAUUCUCUAGCAAAUCGCUUGCGAUAAUUGAUAUGCGAGGCCCGGAUGUCAUUUUGAGGGAAGGGUUCGAUGAAGAUGGUGCAAUGAUGAAGAAGAAAAAGAAGAAGGGAAAUAUCCAGAACGUUUUGCCAGAGACCUCUGUCGUGGGGUCACUGAAAUGGACAGUGUCAGGAAUGGGAGGAGACAUGGUUAAUAGACCGAGACUGAUAGUAUCUUACGUUAAAGGCUUGACAAAAAUCUACGCUCUCAUCAAUGUUCUAGGUGAAUGGGUCGUCGAGGCCAAACCCCCCACAUUCACCAAUGAUUCCCUUUUCGGACCGAUCGCGUCUUUCGUCCUCGAUCCAAUGACAGGUAAUGAAUUGGCUACAAGUGCCACUGCCCUACAAGCAGCCAUGCAAGAGCCUACAGAUUAUGGGAAGGGAAAAGAGGCAUCAGUCCACUGUCUUUGGAUUGCCGCGUCUAAGAAGAGUAUUAGAUGUGCCAUAAACUUCAGCGGAGAAAGAAUAGCAAAGGUCGAGCUGGAAGAUGAGGAGUUAUCUAACGUUUUCUACGUUACCAGGCAUGGUCACAAGAUCAUCAUUGCUGUGACGACUACCGGCUCCGCACUAGUUUACACCGUCCCCUUCCUCCAAUACAUCACCCGUAUAAAUCUUUUCUUCGGACCCCAAGGACGUUCCAGUGGCAAAUUGUCCAUAGACGACCGUUCUGGUGACUUUGUUGAGUAUAGCGGCCCUCUCGAUAUCAACCUGCGGACAUUCUUCCACUUCCGCAAACCGUUACCGCCUCGUAUCGAUCCUUGUGCACACAAGAAAGCCAUACCGCCACAACCACAACCAGUCAAUGCAGGAGUGAUCUCUUGGAUUUGGGGCGCAACUCUGACCGGUGCUCAACUCGAUGCUCUCAUUGGAGGUCCAUUGAGAGCUCCCCCUCCAAAAGCCCCAGCGGGCCCUCACAAACCUCUCAUCUCAUGGGGAAAGCCGGAAGAAGAACCGGAAAAGCCACCUCAGCUCCCAUCCAAUACAUUGCCGAAUCGAACAGCUGUUAAGAAAACGAAGGCGCCAAAAGCGCAGGAGGGUGAGAGACAAGAUGUGUACACGGAAAUGACAAACGCUAUAUCGUUGCGAGGGGAUGUUCUCGAUAUGCUCGGAGAGUCACUGAACAACGUCUCGACAUCUGCAACCCAAUAUCUUGGUCAGGCAAAGAACGCAGCUAUGAAAGAGACAGCGAAGGCAGGGGCGAAGGGUAUAUUCGGCAAGUUGUUGUAACAAGUAGUUUUUAACAAGACUUUUAGUGUAGUUUUAUCUCUGGUUAUCUACGACUGGUUUUUCAUCUCUCUGCUGGUCCAGUUAUCUAUUACAUCUUUAUGCUUAUAUAUUUUAUUCACGGUCAUGAAUAAAUAAAUGUCUUGU